Molecule: messenger RNA, 7700 nt
Organism: Tachysurus fulvidraco (yellow catfish)
Lineage: Eukaryota; Metazoa; Chordata; Actinopteri; Siluriformes; Bagridae
Product: sialoadhesin-like
Exons: 31
Coding region: 1868-7405 (1845 amino acids)
Source: RefSeq, a predicted model, not a curated record
AAAACGAGUAUGACUCAGACACCGAGCUGUUCAUUGUAUUCAGACGUUAAUGGAAAAUAUUUGAAGUAUUUCAUUUCAAGCUCUCUAGAGGGUUUUGCCAGGGUUAGUCCAAGUGGGAUUUAGCAGCAGUCUUAUCGAUGUGGCACAGGAGACCGGCUUGGAGCAGAUAAACCUCGAAUCGAACUGUAAUGCCUGCAAGACCUCCAUAUAUAGCGAUUGAGGUCAGUGGAGAAUGGCCAGAUUCAGGCUCAAGCUGCUAGCAAGGAUAUAGUAACUCAAAUAAUCACUCUUUACAACCAUGGUGUGCAUAAAAGCAUCUCAGCCUGCACCAAACAUUGAACCUUGAGGUGGAUGGGCUCCAAAGGCAGAUGAUCACAUCAGCUUCACUCCAUUUGACCUCUCCAGGGUAACGAAGCUCCAGAUACAUAAUUGCGUAAAUGGCGACUCAACUGAGUUUUCAUUUGCCUUCAUCACUUCAUCUGUUUCUGGCUGUUGGUCUGAAGCUUUGGAGGUUGGGGUCAGAACACAGGAACUGCAAUGAUACAGCACCCCCUGGAGUAGUGAAGUUUAAGGGCCUUGCUCAAAGGCAGUGCUGGGGCUUGAACCCCGAUUUUCCAAUCAACAACCCCAAGCCUUAACCACAUGAACCAGCACUGCCCCAAGCACUGUUGGAUAAAUAGUGAUGAACUGGAAGCUGCACAACACCACCUAAACCCUACCCAGAGAACACCCUCCCACACAUGUUCAGAGGGACUGGUAACGAAGGCCAAAGGGAGUUAAAGAAUACAGUGGUUGACAGUGGAGUGAGGGUUCUCCGAACAACCAGGACUGUAUGGGAAGCAUGAAAUUGACCAAUGUGUUCUUUUGAGAUUUUAUUCUUUAGGCAAGUUUCAAACACUGUGUGGUGUAAUCAGGUCCACAGCCUAGAAUUGCUUGAAUCUAUGUGGAAGGUCUGUGUUAGGUUUAGCAUUAGGUUCAGCUGUACCAGGUGUAAUUAUGUUUUGUUGAUUAAUUUGAGCGUAUAAAGACCAAACCCAUGCAGGUGUAUAAUCUUCAAUGAACAGAGAAGUGAAACUAAUAACAUCCCCUUUCAUUUCUGUAGCUAUUUUUAGAGUAUAUCUAGAUGUGUGACAUAUUCUAUCAGAUUAUUUAUUUAUUUAUUUUUAUUUUUAAGUUUACCCCUACCGAAACGUUCCUGUGGUUGUGAAAUCAUUUAUGAAGCUUGAAUCCACCCUGAGGCCAUCUGCAGUACCGCACCACUGACAGCAGCAUGUUCACUGUUUCUGCAGGUAACUGGAGUCGAUCAUGGACUAACUAGGUUCAGAUGGGCCAUAACUUUUACCAGAACUGAGCUGUUACUGAAGAGGAACUGUGUCAUAUAAUAACCCCUGUAUGGUCUUUAUACACUCUCUAGCCUUCAAUAACCCCAUUAAGACACAAGUAUCUUUCGGGAUGUGGUUUCUUUGAUCUUGUGAUUCUCAUAAUAACUAAUUUUACUCCACUAUUAUUAGAUAUGUGUAUGAUAUAUCAGUAUUCACAGGGAUAUGAAUCAACUCUCGCUGCUGAUGUAAUGCCAUGAUUUCAGCCAGACCAAGUAUCAUAACAGAUUGAUGCCAACAUCAUGUUGUCAUUGAUGCCUACAUCAUCUUUGCCACAUCAGAUGCCACUAAUUUGUGUGGUUUGUGGUUUUAUAUAUAGUUUUAUUUUGUGUUUUUAUAAAUCACUCACUUGACUCAUUGUGAAACAAACCAAUUCUUAUUAUUCAAAUAAAUGAGGAAGGAAACAAAGCGAAUCUGCUUUAAGUUUCCAUUUCAAUGCAAACAAGAUAACAGACAAGAGCUCAGUUGAAAAGAGGGGUGAUGUAGCCAUGCUGAUUGGGAAAAGAACGUUUUCUGCAGCAGUAGCAGGUCUCUUGUUGCUGCUGUCAGGAAUUCAGUCUCAGCACAGUGUAACUUUCUCCUCUCAGAGUCUCUGUGUUGUUAUUGGAUCUACAGUAAAAAUCCCCAGUACAUUUACACCUGGUCACUACGGAGUCACAGAGAGACAGUGGUAUCGAGUCCAGAGCUCUGAAGGAGAACCACAAGACCUUAGAAAAGAUCCAGAAUAUUCAAGACGUGUGUCUGUAAACACCAGGGGGUCUGUCUGUAGUCUGACAGUGAGGAAUGUGAGAGUGAGUGACUCUGGAGUUUAUAACUAUAGAUUUAAAACAUGGAGAAGUGACUGGAUAUCAGCUUCAUCUGGAGUUCAACUGACUGUUACAGACUUGCAGGUGAAGGUGGAUCCUAACACUGUAGGACAGAGAGAAGUGAAAGUGACCUGUAGCUCCACCUGCAGACUCAACACACACCUUUUCUACUGGUACAAGAAUGAACAUAAUAUCAAAUACACAGAAGACGCCUCCAUUGUACUUUACUCCACCAGUCACUAUGAUGAAGGCAGCUACUCCUGUAAGGUGUAUGGGAAUGAACACCGCUCUCCUCCAGUGUGUGUACUGGGUAAACAGUGUUGGGGUGUGACUUACACUGCUGAACGUGUGUGUGCUCUAAAAAACACAUCAGUUGAUCUUUCCUGCUCUUAUAAAUAUCCUGCAGGUCACACAGUGAAAAAAUCAGUGUGGUUCUUUAAAAUGCAGGUUAAUGUUGAACCUGAGGAUGUGAGAGAGGAUGAAGAGUAUCAGGGCCGAGUGCAGUACACACAGAGCUCCCAGAAUGACUGUAGUCUGAGAAUCACUAACCUGAGAGAGAGAGACGCUCGAACAUACAGGUUCAGAUUCCACACUGAUGAUCCUAAAGGAAAAUACACCGGAGAACCUGGAGUCUCUCUGUCUGUCACAGAUCUGAAGGUUACAGUAUCAGACUUGGACAACUGGAAUAAGAAGCUGAGCUGCAUCACCACCUGCACUCUGUCUAACAAACCCACUUACAUCUGGUACAAGAACGGACAGCGUGUUACUGGCCAGGACAGAAAUGAACUGGAUGUCAGUAGUCGGGAUGCAGGCAGCUACUCAUGUGCUGUAAGAAGACAUGAGGAACUUCGCUCUCCUGCUGUCUGCAUUUUUGAUGAGAUGAGCUGCUGGAGUGUGACUUACUCCAGCCGGACUGUCUGCUCUCUGAUUGGCUCAUCAGUGGAUAUACACAGUUAUUACACCUUCCCUGAUAAAUACAAGGUCACAGAAGUGAUGUGGUUCAUUAAAGACCUGGAGGAUGUGAGAAAGGAUGAAGAGUAUCAGGGCAGAGUGCAGUACACACAGAGCUCCCAGAAUGACUGUAGUAUGAGAAUCACUAACCUGAGAGAGAGAGACGCUCAAACAUACAGGUUCAGAUUCCACACUGAUGAUGAUAAAGGGAAAUACACCGGAGAACCUGGAGUCUCUCUGUCUGUCACAGAUCUGAAGGUUACAGUAUCAGACUGGUACAACUGGAAGAGGAAGCUGAGCUGCAUCACCACUUGCACUCUGUCUAACAAACCCACUUACAUCUGGUACAAGAACGGACAGCGUGUUACUGACCAGGACAGAAAUGAACUGGAUGUCAGCAGUAAGGAUACAGGCAGCUUCUCCUGUGCUGUAAGAGGACAUGAGGAACUUCGCUCUCCUGCUGUCUGUGUUCCUGAUGAGAAGAACUGCUGGAGUGUGACUUACUCCACCCAGACUAUCUGUGGUCUAAUUAGCUCAUCAGUGGACAUACACAGUUAUUACACCUUCCCUAAUAAAUACAAGGUCAUGAAAAUGUUCUGGUUUAUUAAACAGCAGGUUGAUGUUGAGCCUGAAGAUGUAAAACACGAUGAGGAUUAUCAGGGUCGAGUGCAGUACACACAGAGCUCCCAGAAUGAUUGUAGUAUGAGAAUCACUAACCUGAGAGAGAGAGACGCUCAAACAUACAGGUUCAGAUUCUACACUGAUGAUCCUAAAUUAAAAUACACUGGACAACCUGGAGUCUCUCUGUCUGUCACAGAUCUGAAGGUUACAGUAUCAGACUCGGGUAGCGGACAAAUCGAUCUGAGCUGCAUCACCACCUGCACUCUGUCUAACAAACCCACUUACAUCUGGUACAAGAACGGACAGCGUGUGUCUGAGUGUAAAUCUGCCUCCUGCUCUGUAGCUGCAGUUGGUGGUGCGGUCAGUUACAGCUGUGCUGUUGAAGGCCAUGACAGUCUCCUCUCUCCUCCAUUGUAUUCCCCUAAAAACACCAGAGCAGUGGUUCUUUCCUCUGGAGACACAGUGGAGGGGGAUUCAGUGACUCUGAGCUGUAGCAGUGAUGCAAACCCUCCUGUUCUCACCUACUCCUGGUUUAAACAGAGUUCAGCUGUAGACACACUGCUGAUAACAGGCCAGAAUUACAGCAUCAGUAACAUCAGCUCCCAGCACAGAGGACUGUACUACUGCACUGCUCACAGCCAGCUGGGACACCACAACUCUACACCAAUACACCUGGAUGUGUUAUAUUCUCCUAAAAACACCACAGCAGUGGUUCUUUCCUCUGGAGACACAGUGGAGGGGGAUUCAGUGACUCUGAGCUGUAGCAGUGAUGCAAACCCUCCUGUUCUCACCUACUCCUGGUUUAAACAGAGUUCAGCUGCAGACACACUGCUGAUAACAGGCCAGAAUUACAGCAUCAGUAACAUCAGCUCCCAGCACAGAGGACUGUACUACUGCACUGCUCACAACCAGCUGGGACACCACAACUCUACACCAAUACACCUGGAUGUGUUCUAUUCCCCUAAAAACACCAGAGCAGUGGUUCUUUCCUCUGGAGACACAGUGGAGGGGGAUUCAGUGACUCUGAGCUGUAGCAGUGAUGCAAACCCUCCUGUUCUCACCUACUCCUGGUUUAAACAGAGUUCAGCUGCAGACACACUGCUGAUAACAGGCCAGAAUUACAGCAUCAGUAACAUCAGCUCCCAGCACACAGGACUGUACUACUGCACUGCUCACAACCAGCUGGGACACCAAGACUCUACAGCAACACACCUGGAUGUGUUCUAUUCCCCUAAAAACACCACAGCAGUGGUUCUUUCCUCUGGAGACACAGUGGAGGGGGAUUCAGUGACUCUGAGCUGUAGCAGUGAUGCAAACCCUCCUGUUCUCACCUACUCCUGGUUUAAACAGAGUUCAGCUGCAGACACACUGCUGAUAACAGGCCAGAAUUACAGCAUCAGUAACAUCAGCUCCCAGCACACAGGACUGUACUACUGCACUGCUCACAACCAGCUGGGACACCACGACUCUACACCAACACACCUGGAUGUGUUCUAUUCCCCUAAAAACACCAGAGCAGUGGUUCUUCCCUCUGGAGACACAGUGGAGGGGGAUUCAGUGACUCUGAGCUGUAGCAGUGAUGCAAACCCUCCUGUUCUCACCUACUCCUGGUUUAAACAGAGUUCAGCUGCAGACACACUGCUGAUAACAGACCAGAAUUACAGCAUCAGUAACAUCAGCUCCCAGCACACAGGACUGUACUACUGCACUGCUCACAACCAGCUGGGACACCACGACUCUACACCAACACACCUGGAUGUGUUAUAUUCUCCUAAAAACACCAGAGCAGUGGUUCUUCCCUCUGGAGACACAGUGGAGGGGCUUUCAGUGAUUCUGAGCUGUAGCAGUGAUGCAAACCCUCCUGUUCUCACCUACUCCUGGUUUAAACAGAGUUCAGCUGCAGACACACUGCUGAUAACAGACCAGAAUUACAGCAUCAGUAACAUCAGCUCCCAGCACACAGGACUGUACUACUGCACUGCUCACAACCAGCUGGGACACCACGACUCUACACCAGCAAACCUGAAUGUGUUAUAUUCCCCUAAAAACACCAGAGCAGUGGUUCUUUCCUCUGGAGACACAGUGGAGGGGGAUUCAGUGACUCUGAGCUGUAGCAGUGAUGCAAACCCUCCUGUUCUCACCUACUCCUGGUUUAAACAGAGUUCAGCUGCAGACACACUGCUGAUAACAGGCCAGAAUUACAGCAUCAGUAACAUCAGCUCCCAGCACACAGGACUGUACUACUGCACUGCUCACAAUCAGCUGGGACACCACAACUCUACACCAACACACCUGGAUGUGUUCUAUUCCCCUAAAAACACCAGAGCAGUGGUUCUUCCCUCUGGAGACACAGUGGAGGGGGUUUCAGUGACUCUGAGCUGUAGCAGUGAUGCAAACCCUCCUGUUCUCACCUACUCCUGGUUUAAACAGAGUUCAGCUGCAGACACACUGCUGAUAACAGGCCAGAAUUACAGCAUCAGUAACAUCAGCUCCCAGCACACAGGACUGUACUACUGCACUGCUCACAACCAGCUGGGACACCACGACUCUACACCAACACCCCUGGAUGUGUUAUAUUCUCCUAAAAACACCAGAGCAGUGGUUCUUCCCUCUGGAGACACAGUGGAGGGGCUUUCAGUGAUUCUGAGCUGUAGCAGUGAUGCAAACCCUCCUGUUCUCACCUACUCCUGGUUUAAACAGAGUUCAGCUGCAGACACACUGCUGAUAACAGACCAGAAUUACAGCAUCAGUAACAUCAGCUCCCAGCACACAGGACUGUACUACUGCACUGCUCACAACCAGCUGGGACACCACAACUCUACACCUACACACCUGGAUGUGUUGUAUUCUCCUAAAAACACCACAGCAGUGGUUCUUCCCUCUGGAGACACAGUGGAGGGGGAUUCAGUGACUCUGAGCUGUAGCAGUGAUGCAAACCCUCCUGUUCUCAACUAUACCUGGUUUAAACAGAGUUCAGCUGCAGACACACUGCUGAUAACAGGCCAGAAUUACAGCAUCAGUGAGAUCAGCUCCCAGCACACAGGACUGUACUACUGCACUGCUCACAGCAAGCUGGGACACCACAACUCUACACCAAUACACCUGGAUGUGUUCUACCCACCACGAAACCUAUCUGUGACCGUCAUUCCAUCCGUGUCUGGUGAUAUGGUCACUCUGUUGUGCACAAGUGACUCCAACCCCAACAGCUCUUACACAUGGUACAGGAAAACAAAAGAAGGUCUGAUAUUGAUCAGAAAUGGUACCAGUUUAACUUUAUCCUCAAGAGCAGAUGGAUUUCACUACUGUACAGCAAGGAAUGGAUUUGGAUCAUCCAAUUCAUCAGAAUGGCCAGAUACAUCAGCUGAGGUGUGGAAGCUGCAUGCUGUAUGGGGAACUGCUGCUGCACUUGUUUCUGCUCUGCUUCUCUCCCUUCUUACUGCCUUCCUGUGUGUUAAGAGGAAGAAAAGAGCAGAGAGAGACAUUCAGUGUGUUCCACAACCUGGAGAUGACACAUACACAGGGCUGAACCUCAUGAAUAUGUCCCCGGAUUAUGACACUCUGCAAAAUAUUCAGAGCUCUCCAAGUGACACUUACACAACGUUAAACCCUGCAACCAUGUCCUCAGAUUAUGAUGUGCUGAGGAAGUGACACAUUCAGAUACACAAACCUGCAACCACAGUCUCUGGAAGAGGUAGCUACUUGCCUCAGUACUCUAGUAGUACUCUGAAGAACGAUAACCAACAGUUAAGAUUGGAGCAUCACAGGAAGGAUGCAUCAAAAAGAACUACAGUAAUACCUCAAGAUACAAGUUUAAGUUCAGUGACCUUGCUCGUAUCUCAAAUUGCUCGUAUCUCAAAGCAAUUUUCCCCAUUUAAAUUAAUUGAAAUCCCAUUAAUCCAUUCCAGCUCGCAAAAUUCGACUCCUGUUGUUUUGUUUAUGUGUU